AUGUUCCAAUUGUAUCCGCGGUUAAAAUGGAUCUAUCAGAAAUUGAAACUCAGCACGUGGGUCCCAUUCGCUGCGUUAAUCUCCUACACAAUAUUCGGUGGUUUUCUGUUUAAAUGUUUCGAAAUGGAAAAUGAUCAACGAAUUCGAGAGAGAUAUCGAAAUCGAACCACCUACGCUAUGAAUCAGGUCCUGGAACGAAUGUUAGAGGUACGAUGUCAUGAUCCAGAAUUACGUGUGGCCGACAAGGAUUAUCAGAUACAACACGCUAAGGAUGCGUUGAUUUGGUUCCUGGAGUACCUAAAUUUGACAGAGGUGAUAGUGGAACGAACAGGAGAUUCACCGUGGACAUGGCUCGGUUCAAUGUUCUACGCCGGUCAACUCUACACUACCAUUGGUUACGGGUACCCUACCACGAGUACAACAGCUGGACGGGUAGCUUCAAUUUUUUACAUACUCUUUGGCAUUCCAAUAUUUUUAAUAAUUCUUAAGGAUAUAGGUCGUCUUAUGUCAAAAGGAUCACGCAAACUCUAUAAGCGACUUCGUGAAUCGCGGCAAAAAGUCGCCGAGUCUAAACCGAUUAAGCUUAUCUCACAACCAUUCGCGAGUAUGUACAGAUCAAAACACACCAGUGCCAAAAAUCUUAACAUUGAAGAUGUGGAAUUAGCUCUAGAGCAACAGAACAAAGUGAACGCGAAACUACAUGCACAAAAUGCAUUUCCAAUUCCAAUCGCGUUGGCAAUGCUUUUCUUGUGGAUUCUCUUCUCGGCCGGUUUAUUCUGCCUAUGGGAACGUGAAUGGGGUUAUUUAACGUCUGUCUACUUCUUUUUCGUCUCUAUCAGUACGGUUGGCCUAGGAGAUAUUGUCUUUUUGAAUCCAGACAUGAUGAUUUUCAAUUUUCUACUGAUUCUAAUCGGUCUAGCGUUGUUAUCGAUGUGUUUCAAUUUGAUACAGACGGCUUUGGAACGACUAUUGGAUCGGUUACUUGAAGAAUACAUAGAAGAGAUUGAAAAAAUGGCUGAAAUUGUCGCUCAGGAUGAGUACAUGGAAGAAGAAGUGGGACCGUUGGAGUUUCGAAUGGCAGGUAAUCUACUCGCUUUACCAAUGAAGAAGGUCACCAAACAACGUGGAGUUCUCGCCGGAGCUAAGGAAUGGAUGGCUGGGCGAAUCGCGAACAAUAUGCUGGCGACUCGACUUGGACCCACCAUGGAUAGUGAUAGCGAGGAGGAAGAGGAACUACAACGGCUCCGGGAUCAGGAAACCCCGGCGUUGAAGAUAUCGACGGUUUCCACGCCUCGACGACGAUCCGGAAGACGUUUCUCGAGCACGUCAAGCGAUGCACUGACGAUAGCCGAAUCCGUUCGAUCCUCCCGACCACCGACAAGCCUCACGCGAUUUAAAUUCCGUUACGGACGUUCAUUGUUCGAUACGGUUCGAACAUUGGAGAAGAUGAAACCGAAUAAGGGAGAUUUUCGUUCACUGCUCUUCUCAAAAUUCAUACAAAGUGAUCGUUUAAAUCGUAUGGUGGAUGAUAGUGCGACGCCGGCGAAACGAAUGGUGGCAAGCGCUUGUCAGACCGAUGAGAUGCCGAUACGACGACGACAUCAUCAUCAUCAUCGUCGACGAGAGGAAUCCUCCUCCUACUCCUCCUCCUCCUCCUCAUCAACGUCUCGAAUGGUUUACGAUGAUGAAUCGUUGAUAUCAUCCGCGUAUUGUGACCUACGUUUCGAUUAUUCCACAGAAUUAGCUCCCAGUUCAAGACAACAUUCAAGUUUUUCCAUUUUAAAGAUGGAAGAUGAAGAACCAAUUUUACCCAGCAGCAAAUUCAAGCAACCAAUAUGGUUUACGCCGUGGAAAACUCCUCCUAAGUUAUACCUUCAACAACUCCCAUACGUCAGCGAGCUACCAUCACCGCUUAACAUCGUUUCAUCUCUGAAAAGAUAUUCAUCGCACUCCGUGCUGAGUUAUACGCCAGAAAUCCAUGCACCAAACGAGGAACUUCUCGAACAUAUUCGAUCCGUUUGUGGCCUGUUACCGUCUGAUUUCGAUUUGCGGUCCAAUUCUAGUCGAUCCACGAUGAUCGAUUCCGGUUACGAUAAAUCACAUUACGAAGAUACACAGAAACCUGAUCAAAUCCUUCCUGCCUCGCCUAGUUAA
Molecule: messenger RNA, 2154 nt
Organism: Necator americanus (New World hookworm)
Lineage: Eukaryota; Metazoa; Nematoda; Chromadorea; Rhabditida; Ancylostomatidae
Exons: 20
Coding region: 1-2154 (717 amino acids)
Biological process (GO): stabilization of membrane potential; potassium ion transmembrane transport
Cellular component (GO): plasma membrane
Molecular function (GO): potassium ion leak channel activity; outward rectifier potassium channel activity
Source: RefSeq, a predicted model, not a curated record